Microtus oregoni (creeping vole) is the source of this 942-nucleotide messenger RNA. Its product is annotated as olfactory receptor 4D10-like. Lineage: Eukaryota; Metazoa; Chordata; Mammalia; Rodentia; Cricetidae. Gene Ontology annotation, molecular function: olfactory receptor activity; G protein-coupled receptor activity. The record is from RefSeq and is a predicted model, not a curated record. Gene Ontology annotation, biological process: G protein-coupled receptor signaling pathway. Gene Ontology annotation, cellular component: membrane. The transcript has a single exon. The coding region runs from base 1 to 942 and encodes 313 amino acids.
AUGGAGAUGGAAAACUACACCAGGGUCAAAGAACUUAUUUUCCUUGGCCUGACCCAGAGUCCUGAAGUCAGUGUGCUGCUGUUCCUUUUCCUUCUCGUGGUGUAUGUGACAACUCUGCUGGGGAACCUUCUCAUCAUGGUCACCGUGACCUGUGAGUCGCGCCUUCACACCCCCAUGUACUUCUUGCUCAGGAAUUUGUCUGUUGCCGACAUCUGCUUUUCCUCCAUCACUGCACCCAAGGUCCUGGUGGACCUUCUCUCAGACAGGAAGAGCAUCUCCUUCAAUGGCUGCCUCACUCAGAUGUUCUUCUUCCACCUUAUUGGAGGAGUGGAUGUGUUUUCUCUGUCAGUGAUGGCUCUAGAUCGAUAUGUGGCCAUCUCCAAGCCCCUCCAUUAUGUGACCAUCAUGAGCAGAGGCCGUUGCAUUGGGUUAAUAGUGGCCUCAUGGGUGGGAGGCUUUAUCCACUCCAUAGUGCAGAUUUCUCUCUUGCUGACACUUACAUUCUGUGGACCCAAUAUUCUUGACACUUUCUACUGUGAUGUCCCCCAGGUCAUCAAACUUGCCUGCACAGACAUCUUUGUUCUGGAGCUGAUGAUGAUUUCCAACAAUGGCCUGGUCGCUACUCUGUGGUUUAUGUUGUUGGUGAUAUCAUACACAGUCAUUCUGAUGAUGCUUCGGUCUCAUUCAGGAGAGGGACGGAAGAAAGCCAUCUCCACCUGCACCUCCCACAUCACUGUGGUCACCCUGCACUUUGUACCCUGCAUCUAUGUCUAUGCCCGACCAUUCACUGCCCUCCCCACAGACAAAGCCAUCUCUGUCACCUUCACGGUCAUCUCCCCUUUGCUCAACCCUUUGAUCUACACUCUGAGAAACCAGGAGAUGAAGUCAGCCAUGAGAAGGCUAAGAAAAAGACUUGGACCUUCUAAUAGAGAAGACCAGUAG